Messenger RNA from Brienomyrus brachyistius, 940 nucleotides. RefSeq names its product platelet-activating factor acetylhydrolase, isoform Ib, gamma subunit (gene pafah1b3). The transcript has 6 exons. Lineage: Eukaryota; Metazoa; Chordata; Actinopteri; Osteoglossiformes; Mormyridae. The record is from RefSeq and is a predicted model, not a curated record. Bases 101 to 772 code for a protein of 223 amino acids.
GUAAAUGGAGUAUGCAGAUGUCAUUGUUUCUUCCUUACACAGUGAACGUUUGUGAAGGAGUUCGUCAGCUGUCUUUCUUUCCCUUUGUUUAGAUAAAGUCAUGAGUUGUGCAGAUUCUAACCCGGCUGCCAUACCAACUCCUUGCGUGGACAUUCAGGGAGAUGGUCGGUGGAUGUCUUUGCAUAAUCGCUUUGUGUCAGACAGUAAGGACAAGGAGCCUGAUGUCCUCUUUGUUGGAGAUUCCCUGGUUCAGCUUUUACAGCAGUUUGAGGUUUGGCGAGACCUGUUUUCUCCACUCCAUGCUCUGAAUUUCGGAGUGGGUGGUGAUGCCACACAGCAUGUCCUUUGGAGAUUAAGCAACGGAGAGCUUGACCAUAUCAGCCCAAAGGUGGUGGUGCUGUGGGUGGGCACUAAUAACCAUGGUCACACACCAGAGCAGAUCUGUGAAGGCAUCAUUGCUAUUGCACGACUUAUAAGCAACAAGCUUCUCCAUGCUCACACUAUAAUUCUGGGCUUGCUACCUAGGGGUGAGAACCCCAACACUCUCCGUGAGAGGAAUGCAAAGGUCAACGAGCUGCUCCAGCAGGCUGUGCCCUCUCUGCCCCGUGCCUCCUACCUCUCUGUGAAUCGUGGCUUUGUGCAGCCCGAUGGCAAGAUAUCUCACCAGGACAUGUACGACUACCUGCACUUGACCCCUCAGGGCUACCACAACGUGUGCAAGCCAGUGCAUGAUGCCAUCACUCAUCUUCUGGAGAAGCGGGGAGAGAACUGAAAACCAUGUUCUGUGCCUUGGCCCCUUAUUUUCAUGCCAACAGAUGAUAUACAUUACUGGGGGAGUUCAGUCUGAUCUACCUAUGGGUUAUGGCUUUAAAACACUACCCUCACUGUUUAGGUUUAAAUGUAAUGUAUUGCAGUAAAAAUGAGAUGCAUUCUGACUGUA